CUGGCACAGCUGUAUGGCUUAAAACUUGUUUGACAGAUUUCCGUUCUGAAUCCAUGUCAAUAUCAUUCAUAUGUCUCUAUACCAGUAGAAUAUAAAAUUAGAUAUUCCGAUCUACAUUCUAUUAACAGCUUCAAAUCGGUGUGACCGAGGACAAGUGUAGCAGUAGAGAAGCUAGACCAAACAGCUGGGUUAAAGGAGGUCUUAAAAUACGUCAUUCAAGUACUUGCCUACCAGGAAGUUUAGCGACGAAGUUCCAGUUAACAGCGCAAAGCAAGAAGUACUACGGUUCGGACGUGUCUGUUUUUGUUAGCUCGCUAGCUACAGGAAUCUCAUCCUGCUCAGUUUUGUGCUUGGGUUGCAGUGUAAAAUACAAGGAUGUCGCUCUAUCCAUCCCUCGAGGACCUUAAGGUAGACAAGGUCAUUAAGGCACAGUCUCAGUUUGUUCAGACCACCACCCCUGCCAUCACAGAGGGGUCCUACCAGCCAGCGGCAGCAGCAGCCGGCCUGGGGACACCUGGAUCAAGCCUCUACCCAGACCUGCAGGAGAUGGGUGAAUACAUGGGCUUAAAUCUGAACAGCGAUGAGGUGCAGAAAAAUAUGGCUCUCGUGCCUGUGGCAGACAGCCAAGUGGCAGUGCCCGCGGGUAUGGGUGUGGCCGGUAUGGUGAGGCCAGUGACGGGGACCGACAUUGGCAUCAGGCGGGCAGAAAUCCGCCAAGGUCUGCGUGAGAUCAUCCUCUGUAAGGACCAGGACAAGAAGGUCGGCCUUAGGCUCAGGGAGAUUGACAAUGGCAUGUUCAUUCAGCUUGUGCAGGCCAACUCCCCGGCCGCCCUGGCUGGCCUUCGCUUCGGGGACCAGGUGCUGCAGAUCAACGGGCAGAACGCCGCCGGCUGGAGCACCGACAAGGCCCACAAAGCCCUGAAGGCAGCCGCAGAGACACGCAUCGAGCUCAUCGUGCGCGACAGGCCUUUCCAGCGCACCAUCACCAUGCACAAGGACAGCUCUGGCCACGUGGGCUUCAUCUACAAGUCGGGCCGCAUCACCUCACUGGUUAAGGAUGGGUCGGCUGCUCGCAACGGCCUACUGACUGAGCACUACAUCUGUGAGAUCAACGGCCAGAACGUCAUUGGCCUGAAGGACACUCAGAUCAAAGACAUUCUCACCACCUCUCCCACUGCCAUGACCAUAACUAUCAUGCCCAAGUUCAUCUAUGAACACAUGGUUAAAAAGAUGUCUGGAGGUCUACUGCGAUCUGCCAUGGACCACUCUGUGCCUGAGGUGUGAAGCUCUCCACUGGACCACUGCCCUCCCCUCUCCAGAUGCCUACAAUCUCCAGAGGCUGCCCAUUGGUCAACUCCAGAUGCCACAUGGGCGGCCUGUUUAUUGCUGAACUGAAAACAACUUCAAAUCACGUUCAUUUAUCACUGCAUACAUACAUAUAUAUAUAUAAGAUAUAUAUAUAUAUAUAUAUAUAUAUAUACGUUACGAGAUGCCUUUUUUUCUACUGUACUAUAGUUCAGUGUUUUUGACCUCUGUCUAGUUCCUUUUUCUACGUUCCAUCUCAUGUCAUUGUUUAAUUGUUGUCUUUAUGUGUACUUCAUCAGAAUGCAUCCCAUUUAUCAAGUGUUAAUGUUUUUAAUUUGGCUCAUGACUGUGCACCUUUUAUUGUAUUUGUUUUGUUUUUCUUUUUCUUUUUAAGGAGGAGAAAAACGAAGCCAUAGGUUUGAGCUCAGAGCUUCCAUAGAGGUAAAACAAAGGAAAAGGAUUGUGGGCAUUGACUAGCACUCCUGCAUUACGUUCCCAUUUGCAUGCAUGGGCAAGUGAAUCCCCUUCCCUCCAGUUUAAUUUUUAAUUGAUCUUUGUUUGUUUGUUUGUGCCAAGAAUGACUGAUUUACACUUUUAGAUUGAGCUUAUGUUUAAAAAUAAAUCACUUGAUAUUUGUCAUUCAGUGUCAUUUUUUUUUAGGAAUUUGUAACCUUUUGAUAACCCUCGCCACCAUCAUUCUGAAAACGUUAGAACUUGUAAAAAAUUUAUAUAUGAAUGUAACCACAAGAUAAUUAUUGUACAAGAAAAAAAAAUCAAUAAAUAACUCUGAUACAAA
Molecule: messenger RNA, 2101 nt
Organism: Clupea harengus (Atlantic herring)
Lineage: Eukaryota; Metazoa; Chordata; Actinopteri; Clupeiformes; Clupeidae
Gene: sdcbp2
Product: syndecan binding protein (syntenin) 2
Cellular component (GO): cytoplasm; plasma membrane
Molecular function (GO): protein binding
Source: RefSeq, a predicted model, not a curated record